This is a messenger RNA of Hypoxylon fragiforme, 1402 nucleotides long. RefSeq lists its product as uncharacterized. Bases 210 to 1112 code for a protein of 300 amino acids. The record is from RefSeq and is a predicted model, not a curated record. The transcript is spliced from 4 exons. Lineage: Eukaryota; Fungi; Ascomycota; Sordariomycetes; Xylariales; Hypoxylaceae.
ACUUCCUUACGAGAUUGUGAUUGUGAUAUCCGCGUUGCGUGAGCUGGGCAGCCGAAAUCUUGCAGCGCCAGAUCCCCACAACUAUCAUCCCAUACUCGGUGGUGUUGCUGGAAGCCUCACAUGUGAGCCCACGAAAUGAAAAGCUAGUCCAAGAGCUGCUCGAAACGUUAUGUACGCAACCAUCCAAGUUUACCGAACGUCUCCGGACCAUGCCUGUGCCGCUUCUAAGAAGAAUGGGACUUAUAUAUGGAGUGAUCCAUGACUUGACUACCGACUUUGCCAGCAGCGCAUGGACAUGCCUACUUAAAAAUGAAGAAUUGGAACUGGCUGGGAGCCUCGUUUUGUCGCCGUCAGAAUACCUCCGCUUUUGCCGAGCCUUUUAUCGGGUGGAGUUAUAUCUUUGUCUCUUCCGCUGUAGAACUCGGUUGACGUCUGUACCCUUUGGUGAACACCACUUUUUUUCCAACCAGCCACCAUGGGAAAAGGAGCAGCUCAUCUCUGUCCUGGACUUUCUAGAGCUCAAGCUCUCAAAGGGAUCGACUAUAGUUAUCACGACUGCUGAGCAUAACCAAUUCAGGCAACUCUUGCUAUUACAGGGUGUCGACUUCAUCCACAGCUUGAUAAGUGAGAGCUCAUACGACGACAAAAAGGCGCUAUUAAAGUCUGCGUUCCUUGUUCCAUAUGGCCAAGCCAAUCUCUACAAUGCGCUUAUAUCACGGCCCGAAUCGGACUUAAACAACAUUGUCACAGUUUCUGAUUACGCUGAUGAGGACGACCUGGAAGCUCUGUUUCCGCCUAUUGAAAGCCACGACCAGAACACAGAUAAGGGCCCAUUUGAAGCAUGGCGUGUGGCCUUCAACCGCUUCAGUACGUGCAUGUGGGUCAUGCUCACAGAUAACUCUGAAUUGAGGGAGUGGGCUUAUGUCUUCUGGGACUUGGAUCGCAUGGAAACUUCCGGCAUGCUAGAACUGUUUGAAUAUGCCCCGGGGUAUUCUGAGCUUGAACUUGCCUGCUAUGAUGAUAUAGACGAGAUGCGCGAGUCGUUUGAAGAGCGCUCAAAGAUUUGGCGAAAGGGCGGGUCGGGUUAUUGGAGCAAAAAUGAUGAAAGCUGAAUUGCAUGGGGCUCUGAGCCAUUGUGAGCCAUCUGCUUUACAAUCAACAAGACCACCACUACCUUACCUACUAGAACUAGAAUUAAUGACUGCGUCCGAUUUUGACGAGCUAAAGAAUCACGUAAGACAGACAGCCCAUUCUGUGGGUCGCAUAUAGGAUUGGAGAUGCCAUUUUCAGAUCCCAAAGGCCUCCUCCAGUCCUGGAGACGUCUAUGCUAUGUACCCAAGGUAGGUAGGUACCUAUAGAUAGGCAACAUUUAUAAUCAAAAUGCAACACACACUCAUGUACG